AUGGUGUCACAGCAGCUGACCAUCACCAUUCCCGGGCUACCCAGCUGCGAUGCUUCUAAGUCCAACAUACUCGCUUCGCUGUCACGAGGACGGUACGUCAAGGAUGUGUUUCACGGAGCUGAAACGGUCGCGGCUAUGCGGACGGCGGCAGCUCGCGACAAAGUCUUUCUUUUCGAAGAGGACUUGCCAAGUUCGAAAGCCAGAGCCGAAGAGUACUUGCUCUCGAUUGCCUGCUCCUCUCUUUCAAACUGGACCAACGACAGCGAGCAAUCACCACUUGCUCCUUAUCGGUCUUUGGAUGGCGCGCGCACGCACCGUAGGAACAUCAGCGAGUCAUCGAAUGCUACACUGGUCAAUAAUGCAGAAGACUCCCCAUACUCCCCUGCUACCGCGCACUUCAAAGACAUUGCAGGACAUCGACGAGGUCCCAGCGACCUUUCAUCGUCAGCAACUGCUCAGGAGACCGCGACAUUAUUAUUAGAGAACAGCGAUCUUGGACUCUCCGGUAUGAGUCCGAGGCACUGGGAUGGUGAUGCGGAAUGCCGGAACAUCUCCUCGCGAUCAUUUUCAAUCCGGACUACUAUACCUGACGCUGCGCAAGAACAAGCCGAUCAUCUUUCAUCUGACGAACUGACGAACGGCCUGCUGCUGUGGAGCCAUCGAGACUCCAGAGGGCAAUUCAACUGGGACCAGAACAUCGUAGAUGCCUCAUCUGCAAGCUGUGACUUCAGUCAUUUGACAGAGCUGGACGACAUCUUCACCUUUACUGGCAACUCAUUCCUGCCCACUUUGCCACCGCAAACGAACGACUUUCCGCCCAUCUCAACGUACGGACAGCCAGCUCUGCAUACGACACCUCUCCUUCCAGGACCAGUGUCGCCUCUCAAUGGAGGUCACAUACCGCCCCGGAGAUCAUCGGCCGUCCAUAUACCAGGACUCAACCCACGGGACCAAGAGUACCUUCGCGUUGAAGGAUGCUUCGACCUGCCCCCUCCUCAUGUCCUCAGAGUCAUGAUGCGGAUGUACUUCAAAAUGGUGCACCCCAAUCUUCCGAUCGUUGCGGAAGACCAGUUCUGGGCGCUUUGGGGUGGCGACGAGUUGCGAGUUGGGGAGUUCUCCUUCCUGUUACUGCGGGCAAUGAUAUUUGCCGCCACGAGCCUCCUGUUCGACUUCGGUAUCGAGCGCGAGGCUAUUGCCAGCGCGCAAGCAUGCCUCUUACUGUCUUAUAAUGCACCCAAUUAUAACCUGCUCCGGCUGAAUACUUACUGGAUCACCAAUGCCAUCCGCUUUGCGCGAAUAGCAAGAGCCGACUCUUACCACCGAAUUAAAGACCCUGUCAAGUCGAAAAUGCUCAAGCGCAUUUGGUGGGGUGUCAUCCUCCGAGAUCGAAUACUUUCGCUUGGUCUUCGAAGAUCAAUCCAGGUACCGCUCGAGAAUGAUUGGGACACGGAGAAGCAUGUUCUGCAAGCAGAAGACUUCCAGCCGGAGUUGGGUAACUCUCCGAUGCACGAUACUGAAACACAGCUCCGAAUAUUCGAGAUGCUUGGAACGAUGUGCCGUCUUGCGCAAUGUCUUACGCAUACCAGCCGGAUCUUGUACAAGCACGAAAGGCUCGAUGAUAGGCUUGAAUAUGCUUCGCGAUCACUUCCAACCUUGGUGUCCGACAUACAGCGGUCUUUAGAAUCGCUGCGUCUCUGGCAUGAGCAAGCUAUACGAGCCUUUCCAUUUCCGAUCAGCUUGGACGACGCGCAUGAGACGAUAUGUAUUUAUGCGAACAUGAUGUUCUCGUAUCAUGCAUCCGCAGUGUUUGGACUCAAUACAUACCUGAUCCUGCUCCGGGAGGUGUUUCCGGCGACGAAGUCGAUGUUCUCGCUCGAAGAAGCUCGAGAAGCGCUUGAGAUCGCAAACAACGAUGUCUCUCGGCGCACGCAAGAGCUCGUCCAAGUACGACUUGUGAAGUACUUGCCAAUCAGUGCUUCCGCUGUCCUCGCACUCCCGCUCAUCCUGCAAGCGAUCAACGUCGCAGCUGCACGCGGAUCCGGGAUGGAAUCGGUCGAGAUUCGGCGGCUGGACGUGUUCACCAAGACAUUGAAGAGUCAACAGCAGAACUUCGAUGGGUCAGACUUCUGCGCCGAUGUCCUCGCAAACAUCGUCGCCUAUGCGCAGGAUGACUCCAAAUUUGUGACGUCCAUGAAGUCGGAUAAUAAGGCCUGGAAGUCGGAUCAUAAGGAUACCAAUGGGCAUGCUGCGGGAGGUCCUCCACAGGGCAAGAUCAAGCUGGAUUGGGGCAAUUUGGUAUUCAAGAGGCCACGAUUGUUCUUGCGCAUGGUUUUGUACAUUGACCAUGCCUUCUGCACUGGUGGGCCGCCGCAGGAGGAAGACUUCCCUGCAGAAUUGCAGCGUGGCGCUGUCUGA
Molecule: messenger RNA, 2415 nt
Organism: Pseudocercospora fijiensis CIRAD86
Lineage: Eukaryota; Fungi; Ascomycota; Dothideomycetes; Mycosphaerellales; Mycosphaerellaceae
Exons: 6
Coding region: 1-2415 (804 amino acids)
Biological process (GO): DNA-templated transcription
Molecular function (GO): zinc ion binding; DNA binding
Source: RefSeq, a predicted model, not a curated record